AUGUUAGGAUAUUCUUUCAAAAGCUAUAUUUGUCACAAUUGUCAACGAGUUUCUCUAGUAGAUACUUCAAAUCUAAUAUGCCCACACUGUGGUAACGACUUUCUUGAAGACACAACAACAGCAAGAAUUCAUCAGCACCAAGCUUAUCAAUAUGCGAGUUAUUACUGCCACUCUUGCAGAUCUACAAACCUAAUUGAUCCACAUAACCCUGUUUGCCCUAACUGUCAUGGAACAAUUUUAGAAGAAGCCUCACAAGCUCGCCGCAAUGCUGAGCGGGAAUCCCAUAUUCCAGAUAAUUCUAUUUUUUAUCAGUUUGGACAGACUCAUCAGUACCCUCCCCGGCAGCCUCGCAGCUAUCAAUAUCAAUAUCGUGCCCAAAGACCAAGUGAGCGUGUAUUUUUCCCUGAAUUUGCAGGAUUUCCAUCUUGGAAUAACUCAUUUUUCAGAGAUUUUGCAAUGGAUCCAUUUGCUGAGUUUGAAUCAUUUUUUAACGGAGAUUUCUUUAGCAGAAGACAGGAAAGAGUUCUAGGAAGAUUGUUUGGUGACUUGGAUAUAAAUCCAAAUGAAUAUUUCACUCAAAACUUUGGCAGCUUUGAUGAUAUCAUUAAUCUUCUUAUUCAAAGAAAUGCUAGCCAAACAACUCCAGCUUCAGAAUCUGCAAUAAAUAGUUUGCAAAAGAAAAUUGUUGAGAAAGGAGCUGAAAUCCAAAAAUGUGCAGUGUGCAUGGAUGAUAUGCCUGAAGGAACUGAAAUAAAUGUGCUUAGCUGCAAUCAUAUGUUUCAUCCUGACUGCAUUCAGCCUUGGCUAAGAGUCAAAAAUAAUUGCCCUGUUUGCAGACAAGAGGUGAGAUAG
Messenger RNA from Blepharisma stoltei, 852 nucleotides. The record is from the annotation of a GenBank genome assembly. NCBI's taxonomy places the organism in Eukaryota, Ciliophora, Heterotrichea, Heterotrichida, Blepharismidae.